AUGCCCCUCAGCCACCAGGCAGGCAUACAAGCAUCUUUAUCAGUGAACAUGAAUGAAGUCCUGCUCCUCUGUGCUGCACAGAAUAGUGAGGAUUAUGAGUUCAAUGUACAAGAAGAAGAGUUCACUGCACUGUUGAAAAAAGCUAAAGACCUGAAGUCCAUAUUAGCAAAGAUUCCAGCUGAAAUCUCCAAUAGACAAAAGUUUCUACAAACUAUAAAGGAUAUUGCAACUGCUAUAAGGGACCUGCUAGAUGCUGUAAAUGAGGUUUUUAAGAAAUGUCCAAAUGUGGGAAAGAUGUCACAGUAUAAAGAGGGUCUGGAGCGAAACAAAAAGGAAUUUGUCAAGUACUCCAAAAAUUUCAGUGAUACUUUAAAGCAAUAUUUUAAGGAUCAAAGGUCAGAAGCAGUGUACGUUAGUGCCAAUCGACUCAUCAACCAAACAAACCAUAUUUUGUAUAUGUUUAAACUCGCUACAAGCCCAUGAUUCCUUUUUGUAGACAAAGCACUGUUUAGAAUUCACCUGUUAAGUACUUAAAGAGAGGUCAGCCUUUACAGAAAUGUACAGUGGUUUGAAGUCUCUUUUUUGUGUCAAUGAUAUCUCCUAAGACAAGUAGACUGUUAGCUCUAGUGGUAGCUAAUCAGUAUAACCAACCCACUGACUACUGAGUAUGAUGUAAAUCUGUUUGGCUCUACAGGGGAGGCCUAAUUAACAGACAGCACCUGCUGGUGGUCAAUCUUUAGAAAUGGCAUCAAUCUGAUUCUCGCUAGUUCUCUGUGAAAUAAAACUAUAUAAAAUAUCUUAAAUAUAUUAACUUAUCUGUAAAAUAAACUAUAUGUUCUUGAUAGUUAGUGGGUUAUGCUAAAACAGUUAGAUGACUCAGUAUCAAAGCCGAUAGAAACCGAGAGCCAUGUCGGAGUGCUAUUACUGUGGUAUACCCAGGGGCCCCUAUUCAGACAUUCGAAUUUUAAUAAAACUGUUUCGUUACUAUA
Orbicella faveolata is the source of this 989-nucleotide messenger RNA. RefSeq names its product programmed cell death protein 10-like. The record is from RefSeq and is a predicted model, not a curated record. Gene Ontology annotation, molecular function: protein kinase binding. Gene Ontology annotation, biological process: positive regulation of MAP kinase activity; regulation of Golgi organization. Gene Ontology annotation, cellular component: FAR/SIP/STRIPAK complex. Lineage: Eukaryota; Metazoa; Cnidaria; Anthozoa; Scleractinia; Merulinidae.